Messenger RNA from Arachis duranensis, 708 nucleotides. RefSeq lists its product as uncharacterized. Bases 1 to 708 code for a protein of 235 amino acids. The record is from RefSeq and is a predicted model, not a curated record. NCBI's taxonomy places the organism in Eukaryota, Viridiplantae, Streptophyta, Magnoliopsida, Fabales, Fabaceae. The transcript has a single exon.
AUGGCUGGUGAGGACAGUUUUAUAGUGUUGGUUCACCACAGAGGAUCGAUUAAGAGGAAAACUCGUUCCAGUGUCAAGUUCACCAAUAAGAAUCCUCUUUGUAUUAUCGUGAGUUCUACGACGAGCUAUGAUGACCUUGCUAGGUCUGUACUGCUGAAACUUGGUCUGGAUGGUGUGAAAAGGGUUAAGAAGUUUUUCUAUCGCAUUCCAAUCACGGUGCUCCAAGAUAGCGUGAAGUAUGAUUGUUUCACGAUUGGGAGUGAUGAGGACUUGCAGGUCAUAUUUCUUUGUCGCCGGCAGUUUCCCGAAGUGAGGACACCGGAGCUGUUGGCAAAGCUGGUUGAUGUGGUGUCAAGCUCGGGGGGUUCGAACCGGAAUACCAACACUUUAGCGACGGUUGCCGGUUAUAGCUCAAGACCUGCCGUUGCAUCUUCCUCAGUCCCUGCGUACGAGCCACCCGCCCUGCAUGUCGCCUCCCCUUCGUUCGCUGUUGAUCUCAACGGCAUUGUUGGCGACGAGGUUGGAACAGCGAAACUUGUACCUACCUCUGUACAAUGUGCUGCACCGGCUGGGGCUGUAAAUGGAUUGUUUGAUGAUCUAGAGGAUGAUGAUGUCGAGCCGGAUAUGAUUGCUAAUGACAGUGGCGGUGAUAUUGGAGCGAGUGAGCCUGCCGGUGGGGGUCGUGGUUCUAGCUCUGGCACACAGUAG